UAAUAUUUUUUCGUAAAGGGGCCUUUGAUAUUUUGUCCUGCUGCGCGGGUCACUCAUUUUCCUAUAACAAAACGUUAAUUAUUUAUGUAAUAUGUUCUGCGCGUUUCUACAUGUUUGUCAUAAGUGUAUGGGAGUAUGUUGUAGUGUGAUGAGGAGGACGUGCUAGGAGCGUUUUCGGACAUUUCUGAGAUCGUCAUUUGUGUCGGCAUGGGGACGAAUGUAGGAAAUAUUGGAUAUAAGAUGACUGAUCGACCAAGACGUGAAAUAACGAAGCCACAUCGUUAUGAAACCACUUCGUCGGAUGAAUGCCCGAAACGGAAAAAGAUGGAGAAAACCCGAGCAAGGACCACACUGCAGGAAGACAUUGACCAGGACAUUGGCGAACUGAGAAGGACUCUCGAGGAUCCAGAUAACAUUUCCAAUUAUAAUAAUAUUAUUAACACACAAAGACACACUUUUCCACACAGUCUUCCUACAGACACGAUCCAUAUUUCAUGUGAACCAUGUACCACAUCCGUAACAAAACACUUUUCCACCGAAACAAUCCAAACUGCAUCUGAACCACCUCCUACAUCGGUACAUUCACAUCCUACAUCUAUACCGAUACAAAUGACUCAAUAUAUAUCUGAGGAAAGUUCCAUAUCCCGACCAACAUCAUAUGUAUGCACAAUGUCCGAAAACGCUCCUAACACAUCCUCAUCACACUACAACAUACCUCCAUACACUUAUAACACACAUGUAGAAACGCACAAAAAACAUAACGCUAAUAAUGAACAUUCUCAUUUUCAGAUGUCUCUCCCAACAGAACAGCCCGGCCCAUUUCACGCAUCACUAACUGAAAUCCAUAGGACUCCCCAACUUGACAAUGACAAUUCCAGAUCACUUCACGAGCGUAUGGACCGUUUCGAAAGUGAAAUGAAGAAAAUGAAUAGUACGUUGCAAAACAUUUUAAAAUGUUUAGAGAACAAUCGGGAGCGAAAAGGUAUUCCCCGAAAACCAGGCAAUCUCCCGAUAUCGACUCACGCUCAAAUGGCAAUAUUUCAAAAUAUCGGCGAUGACGAAUUUCAAGAACUUGUAAACUACUUGAAGUACAUCGGAGGAUUCAACCUGAAGGAAGCUGUACACUUAUGCUUCAAGGAGGCAAUGACAGAUGACAUAACGCGGUCCUUUAUCUGGUGGGAUCGCCAAGACAACUCACGACCUUUAUAUAAUACUCGCAUUGUUAUAGCCAUUUACGAGGCAGUAUGCGGUAAUCGACACUUCAGCAAGCCUACACGUGCAGAAUUCCAAGCACAAAUGCGAGAGGCAAUACGGACGGCAAAGCAAAGGUGCAGAAAUAGGACACGUGGCCCGCGUGCAGUAGGACCGAAUCUAAGAGAGCGCAAUUUUUGGACUGAGGAACCACAGGAUCUGCCGGCAGCAGAGGACAGCGACGAAUAAAUGAUGUGAUAUAGAGCAGUUUAACGUGCAGGGAUUAUGGCGCGGGGCGCCGACGGGGGUUUUUAG
Odontomachus brunneus is the source of this 1506-nucleotide messenger RNA. RefSeq lists its product as uncharacterized. The record is from RefSeq and is a predicted model, not a curated record. Lineage: Eukaryota; Metazoa; Arthropoda; Insecta; Hymenoptera; Formicidae. The transcript is spliced from 7 exons. The coding region runs from base 208 to 1440 and encodes 410 amino acids.